Molecule: messenger RNA, 1125 nt
Organism: Mytilus trossulus (common blue mussel)
Lineage: Eukaryota; Metazoa; Mollusca; Bivalvia; Mytilida; Mytilidae
Exons: 1
Coding region: 1-1125 (374 amino acids)
Source: RefSeq, a predicted model, not a curated record
AUGGCCAUGUCUCGUCCACAAGGACAAUGUCCUAUACAAUGUCAGUUAUGUGAAGGAGACCCUAAAGUAAAAUGGAAGUGUCUGGACUGUGACUUAUUGAUGUGUAGUAAAUGUAAGGAUAAAAUACAUUCUAAAUUCAAGUCAGAAAAAGUCCAUAGAAUCAUUGACAUUAAGGAAGUAGGCCAACUAGGCAAGGAAAUGGUAUCCACAUCUGGUCAGCCAAAAGCAAGAGUAAGCAGUUCUCCAACUAAUGUUAAACUAAUUAACAUUAAAGAAUACAAGACCAAAAUUGAGAACAUAAAUUUGUUGGCAGUAUCCCUGGAUGGUUCAUUAUGGAUUGGUGAUGGAAAUGAGAAGAAAGGUUUCCACCUCUUUACAUCAUAUACAGCGCUACAGAAUGUUAAACUAGUAGGAGAUAAAGUAAAAGUCAUAUCCAGUUUUAAUCUGUUGGUAUGGGAUGUAGCUGUUACUCCUAACAAUGAUAUUCUACUGGCUACAGGUAUAACAGUGGAAUCAAGACUGAAGCAGAUCAAGGCGGGAUCUAAUAAAGUGACAGAUUCUAUAUACUUUGUAGAACUGUCUUAUAUCAAAAGUGUUCAUGUGACAAAAGAUGGCAGAGUGAUAGUAGGUGGAGAUAAUGUGGUUGUUGUUAUGGAUACAGAUGGUAAACAUCUGACAAGGUAUGAAAAGGAUGAAUACAAGAAACUUAUAUUUGAUGGAAAUAUUCUGUCUAUAACCAGUACCCUGAACGGUAAUAUGUUUGUGGCCCAGCCAUAUUCUAAUCCAAGAGUAUUUGUGUUAGGUAAAGGAGCUGUCAUCAAUAAUUAUACAGGACCUCCUUCUAUAAACAGGCAUAGUUCAUUCAAUCCUCUGUCUGUUAUAACCACACCAAUGGACAAUGUUAUUGUAACUGAUUAUAGCAGUCAUACACUACAUAUACUGGACAACACUGGUCAACUACUGACCACCUAUAAUACCAAAGACAUAGGUAUAGAAUAUCCAAAAUCCCUGGCCAUAACAAUGGAAGGACCCUUUGCAGUGUUGUAUAUAGGAUGUUAUACAUGGUCAUAUGAAGACAGUUCUGACAUUGGAAGGCUGUACAAAAUGAACAUUAUUGGAUGUUAA